AUGGACGGGACUUUCUCCGAGUCUGAGGACGCUUUGUCAAUCAUCAAUCACCCAGCUGUGACGCUCCCCGGCCCAAGCUUACUUCAUCUUCUUGUGCAAAGGGAAGGCCAGAGCAAUGCGCCUGCCAUCGACUUCCUCGCAGCCGAUGGUACUCGAAAGUCCUUGUCAUAUAGCGAGUUGCACCAUGCCUCAGACUCUCUGGCGGAAAGGAUUUCAUGCUUGGCUGAGGGCCGGGUAGGCUCUGCUCGACACAUCGUCCCAGUACUCAUGCCACAGAGCCCCGAACUCUACGUUGCGCUUUUGGCCGUCUUGAAAUCGGGUGGGGCCUUCUGCCCACUCAACCUCGACGUUCCCCUUGAGCGUGCGAAAUUCAUCCUGGAUGAUGUCUCGGCGACCAUUAUCGUCACCACAACUGAGCUGGCUGCAAGAAUUCCCAGCGGUGAUGGCAGUAGGACUUUGUUGAUUCUAGAUGAUGCGAGAUCAAUGCCUGAACCGCAGCCUGUACGAAUCUCCAGGCAGCCGGAGCCAGAGGAUUUGGCCUAUGUCAUGUAUACAUCUGGUUCAACUGGGACUCCUAAGGGGGUCGGGAUUUCCCACAGGGCAGCUACUCAGAGUCUUCACGCCCAUCACCGCCACAUUCCUCCCUUCUUGAGAUUUCUUCAGUUCGCUGCCCCGACAUUUGAUGUCUCCGUCUUUGAAAUAUUUUUCCCACUCUACCGAGGGAACACUCUCGUGUGCUGUGCACGAUCUUCAAUGCUGAACGACUUGCCCGCCGUCAUCAGAGACAUGAGGGUGGACGCAUGUGAAUUGACGCCAACGGUGGCUGGCAGCCUGCUUCGCAAACGAGAUAAUGCGCCCAACCUUCGCCUGCUGCUCACGAUAGGCGAGAUGCUCACAGAGCCUGUCGUGAAAGAGUUUGGUGGGAGUGAAGAGCGUGCCAGCAUACUGUGGGCUAUGUACGGGCCUACAGAGGCUGCCAUACACUGCACACUUCAGCCUGCAUUUGCCUGCGAUUCUUCAAUUAACAACAUUGGUAUUCCCUUGGACUCUGUGUCAUCAUUCAUUCUCGAAAUUCUGGAGGACAGCAACAGCUCCGAGUUCCAGUUCCGUGUGCUUCCUCUUGGUGAAAUUGGAGAGUUGGCCGUCGGGGGGCACCAACUGGCUGACGGGUACCUCAAUCGACCUGAGCAAACAGCAGGUGCCUUCAUAGACACAACUUAUGGACGCCUCUACAGAACCGGCGAUAAAGCGAGAAUCAGCCGGGACGGCUCUUUAGAGUGUUUCGGGAGAAUAACCGACGGGCAGGUAAAGCUUCGGGGCCAACGAAUCGAGCUUGGCGAAGUUGAGCACGCUGCACUGAGGGCCCCUGGCUGCCACAGCGCAUUUGCUGCUGUUAUCAGCUCAAUACUGGUUCUCUUUUGCGCUCUGGAUGGAGACGAUGGAGCUUUGCUCACGAUUCAGCAAUCAUGCAAGGCUUGGCUCCCCGGCUUUAUGGUCCCCGGGGAUAUCGUUCUUUCGAGCGAGUUUCCGCGUCUUGCGUCUGGCAAGAUUGACCGCAAAAAACUUGUUUCGGAUUACUCCGACAUACGAGAGACCAAGAAGCCAAGCACAAUCUGUUUCAAGGACGAGCUCGAGCAGCGUAUUUGCAGUCUUGCCGCCGAGGUGUUGGAGACUGAUCUGGACCCGAACCAGAGUCUGUCAAGCGCAGGCAUGGAUUCGAUUGUUUCCAUCAAGUUUGCAUCUGUGCUUCGUACAGCCGGCUUCGAAGUGGGCGCCAUUGAUAUCAUGAGUUCCAGGACAUUAUCGGCAUUGCAUUCUCGCAUUCUGGGCAUACAGAAACUCAUCGGAACGGCUGCAAUAGGGCUGUCGUCAUGGCACAAUACGACAGUCAGCUUCUCGGACAUUCUCGCCGAAAAGCCGGAACUUCAAACGCACUUCGAUUUGGACGACGUUGUAUCCGUUUUUUCCUGCUCACCACUUCAGGCGGCGAUGUUGGGACAAACUGCGGCCGAUUCUCGCGCCUACUGCAAUUGGAUCGAACUCAACUUUCCCGAUACCCACUCAGAAGAAUCUAUCCGAUCCUGGGUGUUUGGGCUUGCACAAAGGAAUGAGAUCCUGCGGACAGGUUUUGUGUUCUAUCACGGACGAUUUCUUCAAGUCGUUUCCAGGGAACUUAAACAAUCGCAGGUUUCGGUAGUACACGGCCCACUACCCAGGGAGUUUGAGAUGCAGAAAGAAGAUGACUUCCUUCAACCAUUUAGAGUUCAAAUUUCGAAAUGCCCCAACGCGGCCGGCAGGUCAACCGUGCUUCAACUCCACCACGCAGUCUAUGACGGCUGGUCCAUGGACAUGAUGCUCUCCGAUUUCGAGACUCUAUCACGAGGGGAACAACCCAAACCACGUUUCCAGUUCCAGCAAGUUCUAGCGUACCACGAGUCAGAGCUGUUCCAAAAACAUUGCAACGAGGCUAGGGAAUUUUGGGCUGAAAACCUUUUAGGUUUCCAGCCGGCUACGUUGCCAAAUCUUCGGCCGGAUACCGCACUGACUUCUGCCGUUCGCUCAGCCGCGAUCUGCCUGGACAUCAGCCCCGAUUCUUUGAAGACGCGUCUGAGACAGAUUGGUUGCAGCCCGCAGACGGUGUUUCAGGCUGCACUAACCUGGAUCUGGAGCCUGAUGAUCGGUAGCGAAGACGUCGUCCUGGGCUCUGUCACCUCCGGCAGGACAAUGCCAAUCUCGGGACUAGAAGAUAUCAUCGGCCCGUGCAUCGCCACAGUACCUUUGCGAACCAACGUCUCUCAAAUACGAACAAUCAAGGAUUUGCUGUGCAGCAUUCAGGCCGCCAAUAGAUCGGCUCUCUUUCAUGCCAUGCUGCCACUUUCCGAGGUCAGAAAAGCGGCUGGAAUUCGGUCCUGGCAGCCAUUAUUUGACGCCAUGUUUGUUUAUCAGGAAUCACUUCACAGCAAAAGUCGGGAUGUGAGCACGAUCCGAGAAGUCAACCACCAGGAUUAUCUAGAGACGAAGCUAUUGGUUGAAGUCGAACCUGGUCGAGAUUUGUUCCUCUGUCGCCUCACAUUUCACGCUGACACAUUCCCUGACGACCAAAUGGCCCUUUUAAACCAGUCAAUUCGCGCCCUCGUACCAUAUAUGCUGGAAAACUUGGGCUCUGAAUUGUCCGUGCUCCAAAGAGCACUUCCAGAGAAACUGCUCUCAAUUUACAACCCAAACCCCACAACGUAUUCCGGCAUACCGGACCUUGCGAAGGGCGUUGAAAACAUUGCCGCAAGCUUCCCUACCAAAGAUGCAUUGUGCUUCGCGGAUUUGCUCUCCAAUGGGGCCUCCAAGACAAGAACCAUAUCGUUCCACGAGCUAAACACAACUGCGAACAAGAUCGCCUGGCAUCUACAGCAGUGUGGACUCCGGGAAGGAGAUGUUGUUGCAGUCAUUCUGGAGAAGUCGAUCUUGCUUUAUGCCGGGAUUCUUGCGACCCUGAAAGUUGGCUGCGCGUACCUGCCCCUUUUACCAACCACGCCAAUUGCUCGUGUCGACGAGAUUGUUCGGCAUGCUGGGGUUCGGCUUUGUCUCGUCGAUACAGCUGCAAUGCAAAAGCUCCAGGAGAAGGUACCCUGUAAUAUUUUGGAUCUCCAAUCAGUGGGGAUGGAAGAAUACCGCAGAGAUGAAAACCUCAACGUUUCAGCAGAGCCAUCACGGCCAGCUUACAUCAUUUAUACCUCUGGAAGCACAGGGGUGCCAAAGGGAGUAUGCAUCACGCAGCUCAACAUUAUGAGCAACCUCGAUGUCCUGUCAAAAAUCUAUCCAGUGAAAGCUAAUUCGAGACUGCUUCAGUCGUGCUCGCAAGCCUUUGACGUUUCCGUUUUUGAGAUAUUCUUUGCUUGGACGCAGGGGAUGUGUCUUUGCUCAGCAACCAAUGACACGCUCUUCGAAGACCUUGGAACAUCAAUCUCGGAGCUAAAUAUCACACAUCUCAGCAUGACACCGACGGUGGCAUCUCUUGUGGAUCCAGCAGAUGUUCCUGGGGUCGAAUUUCUGGUCACUGCGGGCGAGGCCAUGACCGAGGCUGUUGCACGCAAGUGGGCCAAACAUCUUUAUCAGGGCUACGGUCCUUCGGAAACAACAAAUAUUUGCAGCGCGAAGAAGAUGGGCCCUUCCCAGAACAUUCGGCAUCUUGGUUGGAGUUUUGGUAACACGUCAACCUUCGUGCUCUUUAGAGACAGCAUAAAUGUGGUUCCAUUUGGCUGUCUUGGCGAGUUUUGUUUCGGCGGAGACCAGAUUGCGCAAGGGUACGUCAAUAUGUCCGACUUGACAGCAGCAAAGUUCAUCAACCAUCCGACGUUCGGUCGUCUGUACAGGUCUGGCGAUAUUGGGAGGAUGUUGCCGGACGGGUCGAUGGUUAUCGUUGGUCGGGUCGACGACCAGAUCAAACUUCGAGGCCAGCGAAUCGAACUUGGCGAAAUAAACACAGCGUUCAAAGAGUCAGAUGCAGUUGCGGACAGCACCACACUAUUUCUGCGCCAAGCGGGCUUAGAGUCUGCCGGGCAGAUUGUCACAUUUUAUGUCCCCAAGUCCAGGCAAGGAGCGCAGUUCCGGCUCUUGGACUCGGAUGACCAGCUCGCGAAAGAAAUCCAGUCCCUUUUUCAGCUUCUCGUUUCAAGGCUCCCGGCAUAUAUGAUACCAUCGUACAUCAUCCCGAUUUCAGCUUUCCCCAUCACAGCUUCAGGAAAGCUCAAUAACACGCAACUCAAACAAGCUGUCAAUGAGACUGAGCGGGAGUACCUUGCGUUCGCAAGUGCCGCAGUUAGCUACGAUGAAGGCGAGACGCAACCAUCGAUCAUUGAGGCACAAAUUAUCGAAAUCAUCUCGGCUUUGUUUGGCGUCAACAAGAGCACUAUUCAAAGAUGGACACCACUCACUACUGUUGGUCUCGACUCAAUUUCUGCGAUUGAGGUGGCGAGGCAGGUCCGAAAGACACUUGACAAGCGACUCCCUAUAUCCGCCAUACUCCAAAACCCAAGCGUCGCCAGGCUUGCACAAGCGCUGUCAAAGACCGCCGUCUCGAAUGGUCCCCAAGCCACGAUCCCGGACUCUGUAACCAACGAGCAGGCCAGGGCCAUCACUUCGAGGUUCAGGGACUGUGGGAAAAAGGUCGAGCAAAUCCUGCCUUGCACGCCGCUACAAGAAGCUACACUAGCAUCUUCAUCCAGCCAAAGGGCAUAUUCUAAUCGGAUGCUAUUCCGCGUCAACGAAGACGUGGAAAAGCUGAAGGAGGCGUGGGUGCGUGCUUGUUCCAGACACGGAAUCCUUCGCACCUGCUUCGUAACGACAGAUGACAUCCAACGCCCUUUCAUGCAAGUUGUGCUGGAUUUCUGGCAGCCACCAUGGCAUCAUUUGGAGUGUGCGGGCAAUACAGUCAAGGAGCUCAUUUCAAAGCAUGGCGAUACCGUGUCUGACCCGUUAGAUUCCAUGGAGCCCGCAGUAUCAUUUGCCACCGUUGCGGAUGGUGAGGUUAUGUAUCUUUCAUUUAUCUGCCAUCACGCCAUGUAUGACGGCGUUGCCAUCGAGCGCCUGCUUUAUGAGGUCGAGCUGCUUUUGUCAAAUUUCUCACUUCCGCCAGCCCCGUCGUACGAGCCAUUCUUGCGGGAAUCGCUGUUCUUACCACCUUCAACGGACAGCUUCUGGACCGAUCAUCUUACCGACUUCGAUCCGAAACUCAUUGCCCAACUCAGUGAAGAGAAUGUUAAUCCAUCCUCGAUCGCAGCCACAUACACGGCACAUAUUUCGCUGUCACAGGUCAAUGAAACUGCCAAGCAGCUGAGCGUGUCUCUCUUAUCUGUCGUGCAGUCAGCCUGGGCCAUCGUUCUUGGCUGCUUGCUUGAGACUAAUGAUGUUUGUUUCGGGAACGUUGUUAGCGGCCGGUCUGUAUCUAUUGACAACAUCCAAGAACUUGUAGCACCGUGCUUCAACACAAUCCCCAUUCGGAUGGUGCUCUCCAACAGCCUACGAAAUUUUGACCUCAUGAAGGCCUUUCAAAAUCUCAACCCAACUCUGUUGCAAUAUCAAUUUACUCCUCUCAGACGUAUUCAGUCUCUUAAUCCUCUCAGGCAAAGUCGUCGUUUGUUUGAUACCCUUUUGCUUUUGCAGCAACCUUCUCGGCCUCUUGACGAAUCAAUUUGGACUUUGGAGCGAGAUGAAGGAUCAAUGGAUAUUCCCCUUGUUUGCGAAGUCUUACCAGAUCCUCGACUAGACAUUUUCACUGUCAAGAUCCAUGCAGAAUCACAUCGGUUUUCCAAGGAGAGCGUUGCGUUGAUUUGGGACCUGUUUUCCUACGCUUUACGAUCUUGUCUUGACUUUCCGGGCUCCUCUACUCUGGUAUUCGGGGCCAUUCCUCCGGCUUUGAGAGAAAAAUUGGCGACUCUGCACCUGAACUUUGUAGACACCAAGCCCCAAUCCCCACAGCCGGAUGCACCGGAAAGUGAGUGGACGGUUACAGAAGCUUCGGUUCGAUCGGUGCUCUCAGAUCUCUCCACGCAUGGUUUCCAGACAAUACAACGUCAGACGACUAUUUACCAGCUUGGAUUGGACAGCAUCAGCGCUGUUCAAGUGGCCUGGCUCCUCCGGAACCGGGGCCACAAAGUUUUGGCCACCGAUGUCCUCGCCAACCCGACUUGCGAGAGUCUGGCUCACUUUUUAGAAAGCCAGGUUGGAACCUUACCCCAUGAGACGAUAUCGGCAUACGAUAUUUCCAGAUUUACACGACGAGUUCAAAGUCAAGUCGAGGCCCACGUUCAGCUUGAAUCAAUCGAGGCAGUUUUGCCCUGCACGCCACUCCAAGAAGCCAUGAUGGCGCAAUUCACCAAAUCUGGAGGCCGGGAUUAUUUCAACCAUAUCGACUUCCGCGUCCUCGAUACUAUCAACGUCACUAGCCUUGCUGGGGCAUGGCGAGCCAUGAGCCUUGUGCACCCAAUUCUUCGCACCGGGUUCAUUCCGGUUGAGCAUGAAGAAUGCGCGUUUGCCAUGGUUCAGUAUCGCCCCGACUCUCUUUCCGAACCCGUGACAGUUGUUCCGCGGCAGCUGAGCAAAUCUUUUCAUGUCAAUAAGUGGCGUCUAGACGCGUCUCAUAGCGUGUAUCAGACGCCGCACAAGCAGCCAUGGCGUGUUGCAAUUGUUGACACCGAGGUCGCUGUCAUGAUGCACCUUGCAAUCCACCAUUCGCUCUAUGAUGCGCAUUCCCUUCAGCAAUUGCUCGGAGAUUUCGCCAGUCUGGUCAAGGGGGGCCAAACACCCAAGCCGAACAGUACGGACGUUGCUGUGAUGGAUGUUCUUGGUCAAGUUUCAGCCUCGAUUGAGAGCUCGGAGGCUUUCUGGAGGGGCCAGGCCGGCAACGUGGUUAUCAACUCGUUUCCGGUCAUGACUCCACUUUGUGUGACACCAGGCAACAUUCUGGUCGAGUCACUCUACAGCAGCAUCCCGUUCACGGUUAUUGACCAGGCCGUUGCAAAAGCUGGGUACAGUUUCCAGGUGGUUCUACAGGCUGCAUGGACUCGGGUUCUGUCCUCGUACCUCGGGGAAGCCUCGGUCGUGUUCGGGGUUGUCUUUUCAGGCCGGACCACAGAAGCAACUCGGGAUGCAGUAUUUCCCUGCAUCACAACACUGCCAGUCGUAUCGAAGAACACGCGCUCCAACCGCAAUCUUUUGGACCAGAUGCUGCAACACAACACCGGGCUUCACACGCAGCACCACAAACCGCUCGCCCGCAUACAACAGUGGCUCGGAUGCUCUGAUGCCAGGCUAUUUGACACUUUGCUAGUCUACCAAAAGCUUGACAUUGAUGGGGGAGACACCAGGCCCUGGAGUAUUGUGAACGAACAGGCAACAGUCGAUUACCCUGUCUCAAUUGAAGUUGAGCCCCAGAUUGGAGACAGACUGAAGUACCAAAUAACGGUAUCUGACGAUGUACUCCCGAAGGAACAAGCCCGCAUGCUACUGGAGCAAUUCGAUGCAACCGUCCGACAACUUUCCCUCAAGCCAGACGCGAGUGAGGAAGACUUGAUUGAUGUCUCUCCUUCCUUGUUCUCGAUUACUCCCGCCGAAAUACCAAAACUCCCGUCAGCGGUGAAGCUACUUCACCACUUUGUGGAGGCUCAAGCACUCGUGACCCCACACAAGACGGCCCUUCAUUUCGUGGACGGGUUCGAUGAGAGUGCACCAGUUGGCCGUGAAUGGACGUACGACGAGUUAAAUCUCAACGGGAACCGAGUCGCGCAGAUGCUUCGCCCCCAUGUCAAGGUUGGCGAUAUUGUGGCGAUUCACUUUGACAAAUGCCCUGAAGCCUUCUUCUCAAUUUUAGGCAUUCUCAAAAGCGGUUGUGCCUUUGUCGCUCUUGACCCGGGUGCACCGCCAGCUCGGAAAGAAUUCAUUGUCAAGGAUUCGGGUGCCUCAAUUCUCUUGAUGUCCAGUUUUGGGCUUGACGGGCUCGGAUUUUGUGGCUCGGUACCGGUAGUGAGCAUUAAUCACGACUCUUUAUCGGAACAAAGCUGCGACUCGCCUCUCACAAUCAGGGGCAUUGAGCCGAGCGACGUGUGCUAUUGCCUUUAUACAUCUGGGACAACCGGGACACCAAAGGGGUGUGAGAUUACGCACGACAAUGCAGUGCAGUGCAUGCUAGCGUUCCAGGAGAUUUUCAAAGGCCGCUGGGAUCAGGAUUCUAGAUGGCUACAGUUUGCAUCUUUGCAUUUCGAUGUUUCGGUCCUGGAGCAAUACUGGAGCUGGUCUGUGGGCAUCACCGUGGUUUCAGCCCCUCGCGAUCUGAUCUUGGAGGAUCUCGCGGGCACUAUCUCUCGACUCAAUAUUACGCACAUCGAUCUUACACCAAGCCUUGCGCGCCUCGUCCAUCCUGAUGACGUGCCAAGUCUUUGCAGGGGUGUCUUUAUCACGGGUGGUGAGUCGCUCAAGCAGGAGAUCCUUGAAUUUUGGGGCUCGAAAGCCAUCAUUUACAACUUCUAUGGUCCGACGGAGGCGACAAUCGGCGUUACUGUUUAUCCGAGGGUUCCAGAGAACGGCCGACCGUCAAAUAUUGGAAAGCAGUUCAUCAAUGUUGGCACUUAUGUUAUGAAGCCGGGCACCGAGCAGCCCGUGAUGAGGGGGGCAGUAGGCGAACUUUGCGUCUCCGGGAGACUGGUGGGCAAGGGCUAUCUCAAUCGUGACCAUCUGACAGCGGAGAGAUUCCCAACCCUGGAAAGGUUUGGCGAGCGUAUCUACCGCACCGGCGACCUUGUUCGUGUUCUCCACGACAACUGCUUUGACUUCCUUGGCAGGGUAGACGACCAGGUCAAACUGCGUGGCCAGCGCUUGGAAAUCGGCGAGAUCAACCACGUGAUAAGGUCUGGAGUGAAAGAAGCCAAGGACGUGGUCACGAUGGUCAUGCGAAAUGAGAAGCACCAGAAAGACCUGCUUGUGUCGUUCAUUGUCGCAGAAGGCAAGAAUAAGCAUCAAAGCUCCGUUUCACUCCAUGUCAUCCAGGGACCCAGCGCAUCAGAUCUCUGCCAGCGAACGCUAUACGCUUGCCGCUCUGCUCUCCCCGGAUACAUGGUUCCCACUUAUGUCCUCCAAGUGCCAUUCAUCCCCCUGUCUGCAAACAACAAAGCGGAGCUGAAGGAACUUCGGGUUUUGUUUAACGGCCUUGACCAAUCGCAGCUCGUGCUGCCGUCCUCAUCCGCUGGAGAGAUUCCCAAGAAACUAAGCGAGACUGGAGCAAAAGUUGCUAAGGCCCUUGCCUCUAUGCAGUCCAUUGAUAUCGGAAGAGUCAGUCCCACGUCUAGUAUCUUCGAGCUGGGAGUCGAUUCGAUCUCGGUCCUCCGCUUUUCCCGAUUGUUAAAGAAAGAGGGGCUUUCCGAAGCGCGGCCGUCUGUGAUUCUGAGACACCCCGUGGUUGGAGAUUUGGCUUACGCACUCGAUGUGCAAGAGACAACCCCAAGAACCCCUGCAUGGGUGGCGUCUGCGCAGCAGCUAAUCCAAGCUUGCGACCACAAACAUCGAAUGCAGAUUUGCGUUGAACUCGGUAUUAUGCCGAGUCAGAUCGAGUACAUGGCCCCUUGCUCCCCGCUUCAGCAGGGCAUGAUCUCUAGAUCCAUUACGAAGGGCGCGUAUUAUAACUCUUUCCAGUUUCAGCUUUCCCGAGACAUGUCAAUGCUGCGGCUCCGCGAGGCCUGGCAGAAGACUGUCGACGACUUUACUAUCAUGAGGACUAGUUUUGUGGGUACAGCAGACGGUUAUGUCCAGGUAGCGUUGAAGUAUAUUGCACUUCCAUGGGUUGAACUCGACAUAUCAUCGACUUUAGAGCGAUCACCGGGGGAUCUGCUUGAUCAAUGCCGAGAGUCGUGGAUUGAGCGGAACCGCGAGAGGCUAACACGGCCAUGGGAAAUACUCUCUUUUCGGCUCCAAGACACUGGCGAGAAUCUGCUUGUCUUGCAUAUGUUUCACGGUCUUUACGAUGCAAACAGCCUCAAACUCCUACUUGACCAUGUUGCCACCGAGUAUCGAGCACUCGAUGAUGUCCUGUCGGAGGGAACGCGGCGUAUUUCCAACAAGCCAUCGUUCUUGGAAGCUCUCUGCCACGGCCCGCUGCAAAACUUCAACAGCUGCCAGGACUUUUGGAUGGAACAUCUCGGGCCAGCAUCGUUGCGACCCAUCACAUUAUCACCCUCGGAUUCAAGUGCACGCCCUUCAAUCUGCGAACGCACUGUGCCGUUCGAAGGCCUAAAAGCUCUGCGUGUAGCCCUCGGCGUCUCUCACCAAUCACUUCUCCAAGCUGCGUGGGUCGGCGUCCUCGCCAGAAGACUGCGCACUAGUCCACCCAUUGGCAUAGUUACCUCGGGGCGUGCUAUAGAACUGGAUGGCGCUGAAAGAGUCAUGGGGCCGCUUUUCAACACACUGCCUUUCUACGCCCGAAUCAACCCCGAAACAAGAGCCAGGUCCACGUGGCUAUCUCUGAUCAAAGAGUGCCACGCCUUCAAUAUGGCCGUGCUGUGUUUUCAGCAUGUUCCCCUGCGCGAUAUUCAGAAAUGGUGCUCUAAUGGAAAGCCUCUGUUCGACACGCUCUUCUCCUUCCAGAUAGAAGACCAUACGGCAGCCUUGGACUGUGAGCUCUGGAAAGAAGUUCAAACUGAUUCCAAUGCUGAUUACUCGCUUGCAUUGGAGGCGACUUUGGUUUCUGGCGAGCAUCUGCGGCUACUUCUUGUUGCCCAAACUGGCACAGAUAUCUCGGAAAACCUUUCGUCAUUGAUGGAUGAGCUCGACUAUGUUUUGUCUGCCAUUGCUCAGAGCCCGGAGAGUGCCAUUUGGCCUGAGGAGUUUGAAGUCACCGCCGUGGAAACCGAAGACACCAUUCUGAAUAAACAGGCGUCCAACACUAACAAUUCCACAGACCUGGCCGAGGCUGCUCAAGACUUUAUCUGGAGUGAGGAAGCUACUAUUAUUCGCAAUGAGAUCGCUCUUCUUGCGGAGACAGCAGCCGAAUCAGUUACGGAGACUACAUCAGUCUUUGAACUAGGGUUGGACAGCAUUGACGUCAUCAGACUGUCGUCGAGAUUAAAACAACAUGGGGUGCACGUCAAACCAAGCCAGCUGAUGAAGGCUCAAACCAUUGUAGCAAUCUUGCAAGUGUUGCAAUACGGUGUCGGGGACGGCCAUUCAGCAGUCGGAGGCACGGGUUCCUACUACGACUUACUCGCAGUCUCAGAAUAUAUCUUUGGUCUUGGCCAUGAUCUCGGAAAUGUCGACGCUUUACUUCCCGCAACUCCUCUACAGGACUCAAUGGUUGCCGACAUGAUUCACUCCAACUUUCAGUUGUACUUCAACCACGACAUCCUGGAAAUUGGCCCACUCGUCGAUACGAGCAAGCUGAAGAGCGCGUGGGUUACAGUUAUCGAGGGAUCUCCCAUUCUCAGGACCACCUUCCUUGCAGUAAACAGCCCCGUCAUUGACUUCGCAUACUGCCAAGUCGUGAACAAGAGGCCAAUGUCGUAUAUAGCCGAAAUCGAGCUAGACAGUCUGAGCGACCUCACAAAACUCAUGGACUCAGCAACCCAGAGAGCGCGCAAGAGCGGAGCAGGGUCGGAUCUAUUGCAGGUUGUCUUGGCGAGUGUUUCUGGCAGAAAGUUCCUCGUUCUUUCGAUCGCCCAUGCGCUGUACGACGGUUGGUCCUUGAGUCUCAUCCACCAAGACGUCCAGGCUGCUUAUCGUGGCCGAUAUGUACCCCGACCAUCCUACCUGUCAUAUCUGGAAGAGAUUGUCUCGCCCGCAAACACGGAGUCGUCCAACUUUUGGUCUGGGUUUUUGGAUGGGGCAACUUCGACUAUGCUUCCUGAGAAGAGUAACGCACCUGGCCAAGAGGAGACGGUUCACAGAGCUGAAGCGUCUUCGUUGCUCCAGAUAUCAGAUGUCAAGUCAUUCUGCAAACGCCAUUCUGUGACGUUGCAGACCAUAGGUCAAGCCUGCUGGGCCGCUCUCCUCGCUACUCGAACAGGGUUACUCGAUGUUGCGUUUGGCGUUGUGCUGUCUGGCCGAGAAUCCGAGUUAUCCGAGACGCUCAACUUCCCGACCAUGAACACGGUUACGGUUCGGACAGUGCUGCAUGGCACAAUCUCUUCAUGGCUUCGGUACAUGCAGGACAACAUGUCCGGCAUCGGCCAGUUUCAGCAUUUUCCUCUCCGGAAGGCACAAAGGUUGGCAAGACACGUGAAUGGGCCGCUCUUCAAUUCGCUCUUCGUCUACCAGAAACAGUCUCCGAAUUCUAGGACUGGAACGGAGGAGGAUUUUAUGAAGUCUAUCAACGGGUAUUCUUCCGUGGAAUAUCCAGUCUGUGUUGAGAUGGAAGCAUCCGAUUCAAAUCUCUUCUGGAGAGUUGCCUGCGAUGGGAAAUAUGUCUCAGAAGCGGACGUGUCUCGCCUUCUUCACCAGCUGGAUGCAGUUCUCGGCCACAUCUUGAACUCCCCGGAGGCAGAUGUUCUGGGUUUCUUUGACCAAAGGGUUUCUGUUUGUGGAUUGCCUGCGGUCGUGCGUCUGACAAACGAACCCUCACCCGAGAUCAAAGACGACUUGACUUCCGAGCAGGAAGACGAGUGGUCCCCUGUUGAAGAUACAAUCAGGUCUGUCCUAGCCGAGGUUUCCGGAGUGUCUGCUGCAUCGAUUCUCAAGACGCAUACCAUCUACCAUCUUGGCCUGGACUCAAUCAGUGCUAUCAAGGCAAGUUCCAGUCUGCGGAAUGCUGGAAUCGCUAUUGGGUUCCGGGACAUGUUGAAAGCAAAUUCAAUUCUCGACAUGGCGAAACAUGUAUUAGCUCUAACACUGGUAUCCAUUGACACCCCGAGUGACGAGGAAGUCAUCCCCAUCGAACCCGACGGCCUUUCGCAGCUUUCAAACAGCACUAGUGUCUCACUGGCCCUCAGACGGAGCCUACUUGACAAGUCUCUGAUCGAGGAAGUACUUCCGACAACACCGAUGCAGGUACACAUGCUCUCUGCUUGGCAGAACUCGAAGGGAUCAGUCUUCUUUCCGGAAUUUACCUACAGCUUAGCGGGAGCACUUGGCAUUGCCACCAUAGCAUCGGCAUGGGAUAGGCUAGUUGCAGAAUCGCCUAUUCUGAGAACAACAUUUGUUUCAACCAUUUCAUCGGAAUUUCCAAUCUUGCAGAUCGUCGUUCGGCCCGAGUCGGUUCAGCAGAACGCACCUGCACCUAGCCUUCCAAUGUGGACUAGCGCCCCAUUGCCCACACCGUGUCAAUCAUACUGUUUGAUGACGGUAAAGCAGCAGGCUGGAGGCGAGUGGUUGUUGCAUCUUAAGAUCCAUCACGCUUUAUAUGACGCUGUCAGCUUGCCCGCCCUUAUGAACCGUUUCAUCGUUCUUUGCAACGGCGAAGUCACGAAUUCCAAAGCCCAGAAUUUCAACUCAACUUGGAGAAAGAUGUUGUCGAACCAGCUGUCCCCCUCGAACCAAGUUUCCCGGGAGCAGUUCUGGACAGCUUAUCUUUCAGGGGCUCAGCCAGCAAUUCUUCCGCUCGGGUUAACACUAUCAGACCCACAAAUCCCCGAGUCACGAGUGUCGAUUUUGGAACGUACAGCCAUCGAAAACAUCUCGCGCUUGAAAGGCGUGUGCGGAAAUAAUGGCAUCAGUAUACAGGCACUGUUCUUUGCUGCGUAUGCAGUGUCGUUGAGUUCUUGGGUGACCGAGGCAGGGGAGCCGAAACCAGAAGAAGUCGUCUUCGGAAUCUACAUUGCCAACAGGGCAGAGAUCGACGAACAAAACGAGCUGCCCUACCCGACCCUGUGCCUCAUUCCGCUCCGGGUGCGCAUUCCAAGCGACGCCGGUCUCGUGAAAUUGGCCUCCAGCAUCCAAGAAGAUCUCCAUUCCAUUUCAUCGCCAAAUAUCGCUGCGGUCGGGCUCUGGGAGGUCAAGGAGUGGACCGGAGUCAUGGUUCAUUCUUUCGUCAACUUUCUCAGCCUGCCUGCUGGGCACCAUGCGCCUAAUACGAUCCAGCUGACGGCACUGGAGCCUGGUGGGGCCGGUGCUGCAGCGCGUGAGCAGCUUAAAUAUGCCGAACCCCCAGAGUUGACUGGCAACACGGCAAAAUAUUCAUACCCGGAUGCCGUUGAUGUGGAGGCCUCGGUCACGGGAGACUCAAUGGCCAUUGGUGUCUUUGGGCCUAAUCGAAUGCUGAGUGACGGUCGCGCGCAGCAUGUGGUCAAGUCCAUUGCGGAGCUACUAUCUUCCAUUUGA
Lasiosphaeria miniovina is the source of this 14787-nucleotide messenger RNA. RefSeq lists its product as uncharacterized. The transcript has 4 exons. The record is from RefSeq and is a predicted model, not a curated record. Gene Ontology annotation, molecular function: catalytic activity; phosphopantetheine binding. Gene Ontology annotation, cellular component: cytoplasm. Gene Ontology annotation, biological process: secondary metabolite biosynthetic process; amino acid activation for nonribosomal peptide biosynthetic process. Lineage: Eukaryota; Fungi; Ascomycota; Sordariomycetes; Sordariales; Lasiosphaeriaceae. The coding region runs from base 1 to 14787 and encodes 4928 amino acids.